UCCCGCAUUGAAAGCCCAGCCAAAAGGGAAUGGAUAAUGGGAAAUCUAUAGGCGUUGAGAACCGACAUCAGCCCAACCCUCCAUUCGUUCAUCCAUGUUUACAGAGUCACCGCCUUCCCCAGCGAGUAAAUGGGAAAUCAAUAUCACUGCCCAAUAGGAAAGGGUAAAAGUGGUGAGUCAGCCGGACACAGGGUGUAUGGUGUAUGUAUGGGCAAUUGGGGAUGGGAGAAUGGGAGAAUGGAGACAAAUACAAAGCGGGUGGUGGGUGGAGGAUGGUGCGUGGGUCAGAAGGCGGGUAAUCGGGAAUCUGACCCACAGGCCGAUCGGCAGGAAUCAUGAUCAUCUGGGUCUGACACGGGAGUGUUGUCUACACGUGAAUCCCAUAACGCACUCUCUUGUUGCUACCCGAGGCAUGGGCUGUCAAUCUUCGCUCUUCCUCUGGAUCACUUCCACUACGCUCAGCCUCACCCAAGCCAAACCCCUUUUAUCAUUUUUUUAUUUGACUUUAGACAUGACAGAACAAACAAAACUAAAGCAAUAUAUUUUUCCCCUUUUUCUUUACUUCCAAAUUCUGAGUUUUUUUGAGUUGGAUUUCUUUAUAAAUUAUAAUCAACAUAUAAAAGUCAGUUGGGCACUUGGAACAGGAACGAAUCAAAACUCCAGUUUAUGCUAUUUAUAGUGUGAUCAACUACCUCUAUUAUCCAUCUUUGGAAACCAAAACCAAACCCAAACCCAAACGGCCAAACCCAUGGGUUUUCUAGUGUUCGGCAUGUUAUUCCAGUCAAAUCUCUCCCCCUUCUCAAUGCAUUGGAGAAUGUUCAAUUAAUAUAUUAUAAUAGAGAUGCACGCCAGAGCAAACCUAAGGUAAUUUCUCUAUUUCUCUGAGCAAUUGGGUAUGGCCCGUGCUCCCCUUUAAGGGUUCAGAUGAGACGGUGAUCGAGGCUCCCGGGUGAUGGAUUUUAAGCUAUUUCUAUUCUCAAGUUGGGGUUUGCUCAGCUGAGUUGGGACUUCUACUUUCAAGCUCUUCAGCUCUGGGACUAGUGUCUUUUGCAUUCUGCAAUUCUAAAGAGGGUCAGUUUUUACAUCAUCUUCCCUCUCUAUUUUAAGAGAAAAAGUCCCUUAUUUUGCACUUAUCUACUUUGGAGGAAAAAUGUCUUCUUCUAGACCUACUCAGUCAUCCAGCACUUCAGGUCGAUCAAAACACAGUGCUAGGAUUAUUGCUCAGACCACCGUGGAUGCAAAGCUACAUGCGGAUUUUGAGGAGUCAGGUAGUUCAUUUGACUACUCAAGUUCAGUGCGUUUUACUCCAGCUGGUGGAGAUCAACAGCCCAGAUCUGACAAAGUAACAACAGCUUACCUCCAUCACAUACAGAAAGGCAAACUGAUCCAACCAUUUGGCUCUUUGUUAGCCCUAGAUGAGAAAACUUUCAAAGUCAUUGCCUACAGUGAAAAUGCCCCUGAAAUGUUGACAAUGGUUAGUCAUGCAGUCCCAAGCGUUGGUGAGCAUCCAGUUCUGGGCAUUGGUACUGAUGUGAGGACCAUCUUCAGUGGCCCCAGUGCAUCUGCACUGCACAAGGCCUUAGGAUUUGGAGAGGUUUCUCUUCUGAAUCCCAUCUUAGUCCAUUGCAAAACCUCAGGGAAGCCCUUUUAUGCAAUCAUCCAUAGGGUCACUGGUAGCUUGAUCAUUGACUUUGAACCGGUGAAGCCUUACGAAGUUCCCAUGACUGCUGCUGGUGCCCUGCAAUCCUAUAAGCUUGCAGCCAAAGCAAUCACGAGGUUGCAGUCGCUGCCUAGUGGUAGCUUGGAAAGGCUUUGUGAUACAAUGGUUCAAGAGGUUUUUGAACUCACUGGUUAUGACAGGGUGAUGGCUUAUAAAUUUCAUGAUGACGACCAUGGGGAGGUUGUCUCUGAGAUAACAAAGCCAGGCCUUGAGCCAUAUCUGGGUUUACAUUAUCCUGCCACAGAUAUCCCUCAGGCUGCACGUUUCUUAUUCAUGAAGAAUAAGGUCCGAAUGAUCUGUGAUUGUCGUGCAAAACACAUACAGGUUCUUCAAGAUGAGAAACUCCCAUUUGAUUUAACAUUAUGUGGUUCAACACUACGGGCUCCACACAGUUGCCAUGUACAGUAUAUGGAGAACAUGAAUUCAAUUGCUUCUCUUGUUAUGGCAGUUGUUGUCAAUGACGGGGAUGAAGAGGGUGAAAGCUCUAAUUCUGGGCAGCCACAGAAGAGAAAGAGGCUUUGGGGUUUAGUGGUUUGCCAUCAUACAACUCCAAGGUUUGUUCCCUUCCCUCUUCGCUAUGCCUGCGAGUUUCUAGCUCAAGUGUUUGCCAUCCAUGUCAAUAAGGAGUUAGAAUUAGAAAGUCAGAUUCUUGAGAAGAAUAUUCUGCGUACACAGACACUCUUGUGUGAUAUGCUGAUGCGAGAUGCGCCCUUAGGCAUAGUGUCACAGAGCCCAAAUGUAAUGGAUCUUGUGAAAUGUGAUGGAGCUGCUCUACUAUACAAAAAUAAAGUAUGGAGAUUGGGAAUAACUCCAAGUGACUUCCAGUUGCAUGAUAUCUGUUCAUGGCUAUCCGAGUACCACAUGGAUUCAACUGGUUUAAGCACAGAUAGCUUGUAUGAUGCAGGAUACCCAGGGGCUCUUGCCCUUGGUGAUGCAGUUUGUGGGAUGGCAGCUGUGAAGAUAACUUCAAAGGAUACUCUUUUCUGGUUCCGGUCCCACACAGCUGCAGAAGUCCGAUGGGGUGGGGCAAAGCAUGAACCGGGUGAGAAGGAUGAUGGUAGGAAGAUGCACCCAAGAUCAUCAUUUAAAGCUUUCCUUGAAGUCGUUAAGACGAGGAGUUUACCUUGGAAGGACUAUGAAAUGGAUGCAAUCCAUUCUUUGCAGCUUAUCCUUAGGAAUGCUUUCAAAGAUUCUGAGGCCAUGGAUGUAAACACCAAUGCGAUCCACACAAAGCUCAAUGACCUAAAAAUUGAAGGAAUGCAAGAGCUAGAAGCAGUGACCAGUGAGAUGGUCCGUUUGAUUGAAACAGCCAGUGUGCCAAUCUUGGCAGUUGAUGUUGAUGGUCUGGUUAAUGGAUGGAAUACAAAAAUUUCUGAGUUGACUAGUCUGCCUGUAGAUAAAGCAAUUGGGAUGCAUUUGCUCACGCUUGUGGAAGAUUCUUCAGCUGAUACUGUAAAAAAGAUGUUGCAUUUGGCGUUGCAGGGCCAAGAGGAGCAAAAUGUCCAAUUUGAGAUCAAAACGCAUGGGUCUAAAAGAGACUCUGGCCCCAUCAGCUUAGUUGUAAAUGCUUGUGCAAGCAGGGAUCUCCAUGAAAAUGUUGUGGGGGUAUGUUUUGUGGCCCAAGAUAUAACCAGUCAGAAGACGGUGAUGGAUAAGUUCACCCGAAUUGAAGGUGAUUACAAAGCAAUAGUACAGAACCCAAACCCAUUGAUUCCCCCAAUAUUUGGCACAGAUGAAUUUGGCUGGUGCUCUGAGUGGAAUCCGGCAAUGGUAAAGUUAUCUGGGUGGAAUCGGGAAGAAGUUAUGGAUAAAAUGCUUUUAGGGGAAGUGUUUGGGACCCAUAUGGCAUGCUGUCGUCUCAAGAAUCGAGAGGCUUUUGUUGGUUUGGGAAUUGUGCUCAAUAGUGUUAUGACUGGUCGGGAAUCAGAAAAGGUUUCCUUUGGUUUCUUUUCAAAGAGUGGGAAGUAUGUAGAAUGCCUGCUUUCUGUGAGCAAGAAAUUGGACAGAGAGGGUGCAGUCACUGGGGUAUUUUGCUUCUUGCAGUUAGCUAGCCAAGAGCUGCAACAAGCACUUCAUAUCCAGCGGUUGUCGGAGCAAACUGCCUUGAAGAGAUUGAAAGCAUUAGCUUAUAUAAAAAGGCAGAUCAAGAAUCCUCUUUCUGGGAUUAUCUUUUCUCGGAAGAUGAUGGAGGAUACUGAUUUGGGAGAGGAACAGCAACAGAUUCUUCAUACUAGUGCCCAGUGCCAGCGUCAACUCAGCAAGAUUCUUGAUGACCAUGAUCUUGAUAGUAUUAUUGAAGGUUACUUGGAUCUGGAAAUGGUCGAGUUUACUCUGCGUGAAGUAUUGGUUGCCUCCAUCAGCCAGGUCAUGAUAAAGAGUAAUGGAAAGGGUAUUCAAAUAGUUAAUGAUGCGGAAGAGGGGAUCAUGACUGAAACACUCUAUGGAGAUGGUCUUAGGCUUCAACAGGUGCUAGCUGAUUUCUUGUUGAUAUCAGUAAAUUUUACACCAGGUGGAGGCCAGCUUUCUGUUGCAGCUAGUUUGAUCAAAGAUCGGUUGGGGGAAUCUGUCCAUCUUGUGCAUCUGGAACUCAGGAUAACACAUGCAGGAAAUGGGGUACCAGAACAAUUGCUGAACCAGAUGUUUGGAAACAAUGGAGACGCGUCUGAGGAGGGCAUAAGUCUGCUUAUCAGCAGGAAACUGGUGAAGCUGAUGAAUGGGGAUGUCCAGUAUCUAAGGGAAGCGGGAAAAUCGACUUUCAUCAUAUCAAUCGAACUAGCUGCUGCUAGAAAGAAGCCACAGGCCUAAAUAACUGUGUGAGGAAGCAAGAUCACAGUCUGGUUUGUACAGGCAAAAGAGAAUGGAGUGUAAUGUUGUUGUACUAUGCCACGCACUGUGGUAGGCUUUGUUUUUCUUUUUUAAUCUUGGCUUUACUCUGAUUGUGUUGUUUCAGCUUUCAAGUUGUACAUAUUGAUGUGCCAUCGUUGAUAAACAUUUGUUUUAAAUUUUAAUCACUGCACGACCAGUUCUUGGAUUGAAAAA
Messenger RNA from Vitis vinifera (wine grape), 4759 nucleotides. It is a transcript of the gene PHYA, whose product is annotated as phytochrome A. The record is from RefSeq and is a predicted model, not a curated record. NCBI's taxonomy places the organism in Eukaryota, Viridiplantae, Streptophyta, Magnoliopsida, Vitales, Vitaceae. The transcript has 5 exons. Gene Ontology annotation, cellular component: nucleus. Gene Ontology annotation, biological process: detection of visible light; protein-tetrapyrrole linkage; red, far-red light phototransduction. Bases 1151 to 4525 code for a protein of 1124 amino acids. Gene Ontology annotation, molecular function: protein homodimerization activity; photoreceptor activity; phosphorelay sensor kinase activity.